Molecule: messenger RNA, 309 nt
Organism: Colletotrichum gloeosporioides
Lineage: Eukaryota; Fungi; Ascomycota; Sordariomycetes; Glomerellales; Glomerellaceae
Exons: 3
Coding region: 1-309 (102 amino acids)
Source: RefSeq, a predicted model, not a curated record
AUGAAGCUCUCUUGCGUCACCGCGGUCUUGGCUUUUGUCGCUGGGUCUUUGGCCCUCCCCAACAUGCCUAUCAACAACGUUCUUGUUGAGCGAGACGGGGGCGAAGUCCUGACACGGAACACGGACUACGUUAUUCCCAUUGAUAAACGGGAUGAAAACCCGGCAACCGACUACGUUAUUCCGAUCGACAAAAGGGAUGACAGUCCAGCAACAGACUAUGUCAUUCCCAUCGACAAGAGAGAAGAACCCGGCGCUGACCCCGGGGGCGACAGUCCUGCCAUAGAUUAUGUUAUCCCUAUCGACAAGUGA